Osmerus eperlanus (European smelt) is the source of this 2192-nucleotide messenger RNA. RefSeq names its product ring finger protein 168 (gene rnf168). The transcript has 7 exons. Gene Ontology annotation, molecular function: ubiquitin-protein transferase activity; nucleosome binding; metal ion binding. Gene Ontology annotation, cellular component: nucleus; site of double-strand break. The coding region runs from base 356 to 1852 and encodes 498 amino acids. NCBI's taxonomy places the organism in Eukaryota, Metazoa, Chordata, Actinopteri, Osmeriformes, Osmeridae. Gene Ontology annotation, biological process: protein ubiquitination; double-strand break repair. The record is from RefSeq and is a predicted model, not a curated record.
CCAAAUGUAAUUAGAUUAAUCCAACGAAUAUUUUAGUUUGUAUGCGAACCAUGACAACAACAAAAAACAUUGAGACUGCCACAUUAUUAAUUUUCAUUAAUCCCAAACUUUCGUAGCGUCUACCCGGAAAGCUUACUGGCUGAGGUAACCGCGCUACCAGAGCAACUUUCUGGCGCGCUAGCAGCAAUUGGUUUCGCAAGACCUGCUCUUUGAAAAGAAGCUAGACUAGCUUGGUGGAUGCACCGACAGGAUUUAAUGGAAUCGUGCUGUCUGGAGUUUCUAGUAUGUGUUCUUCAAGCGAAAAGCGACUGAAACGCUGGACGUGAAAGCUGUCAGAACUGGAGAAGGCGAAGCCAUGCCGCCGGUAUCCGAGAUGGAGGUGUCUGCUUCUCACGGAGGGUCUACCGGGAGCUUGUCCCGAGCGGACUGCCUCUGUCCCGUCUGUCUGGAGAUCUUCCUCGAACCGGUCACAUUACCGUGCGGCCACACGUUCUGCAAGCCCUGCUUUCUGGAAACCGUGGAUAAGGCGAACAUGUGCUGCCCGCUGUGCCGCAAGCGAGUGUCGACCUGGGCGCGGCACAACGGCCGCAACAAGACGCUGGUGAACAGCGAGCUGUGGCUCCGGGUGCAGGCUGCCUUCCCCGCGCAGUGCCAGCGCCGACUGCGAGGCCUGGAGGUGGACGAGGAGGAAAUAUCGUUCUUCAGGCCGCAGGUGUGUCUGCCAGGAGAGGUGAGGCAGGAGUACGAGGAUCAGAUCAGCAAGCUGGCGGAGGAGAAGCGGGCUCUGGAGGAGGCGGAGAGGAGGGCGAGUGAGGAGUACAUCCAGCGCCUCCUGGCAGAGGAGGAGGGCCGCCGGGCGGAGGAGAGCAGGAGUCAGGAGCAGAGGCAGCUGGAGGAUGAUGAGAGGCUGGCCUGGACGCUCAGUGAGGAGCUGAAUCAAAGCCCGAUCUCAGAGUCACAGAGUAACACUCGUUUGAAUAAGACCCCUGUGGCCAAGAGGAAACCACACACCAACGCUGGAGAUAUAGAGAAGUUCUUAAGCCCGCUCCCAAGGCCCCUCAGCGACCCAGAGAGCAGCUCCAGCCUCACGGCCAACAAGGAGAACGUUUCCUGCCCAGACAGGAAGUCCUCCACGCCCAGAACAGACCUCUGUCAGGAGCAUCCCAGCAUGCAGUGCGUCGCCACUACGUCAGCAGAAGGCUCCACCCACCCCUCAACUGGCCACACCCCACACACAAACUCCUCCCACAUCCACCCCUCCACAGGCCCCUCCCACACCAGCUCCGAGCCAGUGUCUGUAUCCAAGAGGAAGAGCUCAGAGCUGGGUCCCGGGGAGGAGGAGGUGGUGGAAGCUUUCAGCAAACGUCCGUGCCCAGCGGGGUCUCCCCCCGGGGGCGGAGAGCCCCCCUGGGCCCCGGAGGAGGCCACGCUGCUGCAGGAGCUGGCCCAGAGGGAGGAGGUGCUGUUCAGGCAGCAUGAGGAGGACCGCAGGCUGGCCCAGGCCCUGCAGAAGGAGCUGGACCGGGAGACGGCCCUCCAGGCUGUCGACCGCAGGAAGGGCUCCAGCGACCAGUACCUGCUCCGACAGAAGCCCAGCCGCGCUCAGUCCAGCUCAGGGGCGGUGCCCGCCACUCCCCCCUGCACCAACAGGGGGCGCUCUCGCUCGGCCAGCGCCACCAAACGGGGCGCGUCGGAGAGGAGACUGUCCAGCCCCAGGGUGAGAGGAGGAGGAGGAGGAGGAGGAAGAGGAGGAGGGCAAGGCGGCCCCUCCAGCUCUGCUGCACCCUUGAUCUCCCUGGGUAGAGCCAGCAGGCAGGCCUCCCUCACAGACAUGUUCCCCCCAGGACACUGAGUCCUCCUCAGCCUGACACCGUCACUAACCCUCCCUCUCCACCUCCAGUCCUCCUCAGCUCCCCUGGACUGGGGGGAGAGCGGGGGGGAGAGCAGGGGAGGGGGGUGAAGGUUGGCCUUCUUAGUAUCGUUUGUGCCUUUUGAAACUCUGGCCUUGUGCUGGGUAGAGAGGACUUCCAUGAGGCCUUCACCUCAUAGGACGCGCUGAGGAACGACCUCUGCUCAGGGGAGGAGCAACACCCAUGGUUAUCAAAUCUGGUUCAUAUUAAACUUUUAAUUUUUUUUUUCUCCAUUCUUUAGACCCAUAUACUGUAUUAACUAUGGAAUAAAAUGAGACGCAA